Molecule: messenger RNA, 4728 nt
Organism: Miniopterus natalensis
Lineage: Eukaryota; Metazoa; Chordata; Mammalia; Chiroptera; Miniopteridae
Gene: AFTPH
Product: aftiphilin
Biological process (GO): intracellular transport
Cellular component (GO): trans-Golgi network membrane; AP-1 adaptor complex
Molecular function (GO): clathrin binding
Source: RefSeq, a predicted model, not a curated record
CGGCGGCGGAAGAGGGCGGAGGGUAAUGGGAUGGGGGUUCCGCGGCAGCGCUGAAACUCCGGGUGGGCGUCGAUGGCGCUGCUUCGCUGACAGGGCUGUGAGUAGCUCGCCUUCCGCUCUCACCAGCUCCGCGUCGGAAUAGCCGGUCCUUCCCCGGGGAGCCAGUUCCUCCCCGGCCCCCUGAGCCAUGCCCAUCGCGGCCGCCCCGGACGAGCCAGGUAUAAAUUAAUUAUCUGAAAGCAGUGAGCAAUGGAGCCAGACGUUAUCCGAAUGUACUCCUCAUCCCCGCCACCCCUGGACACAGGCGCCGAGGAGGAGGAGGACGAGGAAUUUGGGGAGUUCGGUGGGUUUUCCGAAGUCAGCCCAUCUAGUGUAGGGUUUGUUGAUUUUGAAACACCGGACUGUACUCGUCCCAAGGAAGAGUUUGUACCAUCAAACCAUUUUAUGCCAAUUCAUGAGUUCUCAGAAAAUGUAGAUAGCCUUACAAGCUUUCAGCCCAUUAAAAAUGGUAACGAUAAGGACAUCACUGCUGAACUUCCUUCUCCUGUGAAAGGACAGUCUAAUGUUUUGCUCUCCACCACCAGCAAAGAAGUAAUUCCAUCUGAAACGUUAGAUACUUCCAUCGAUGGCAUAGAAAGUCCAGCAGAUUUAAAUAAAAUAAUGGAGCAGAGACAGAAUGUUGGGACACCUGAAAGUUUUUCUCCAGGAGACUUUAGAACUGAUACAAAUGUUGUUCACCAGAACAAGCAUUUAGAAAGCUGCAAUGGUGAAAAGCCUCCUUGUCUGGAGAUUCUGACAAAUGGGUUUGCAGUAUUGGAAACUGUAAAUCCUCAGGGAACAGAUGAUCUGGACACUGUAGCAGAUUCAAAAGGAAGAAAGCCUCUUGGCACUCAUGCUACUGAGUGUAAUUUAGACUGUGCACAUAGUCCUGCUGAGGAAUUUGCAGAUUUUGCCACAUUUCCCGAAAAGGAAAGGAUACAACUAGAAGAAAUAGGAUGUGGAGUUUUAAGUGACAGAGAAGCACUAACCAUUCAAGAAAACAAUAAAAUUAAUAGAGUUAAUGAACUGAAUUCUAUAAAAGAAGUGUCUUUGGGUAGAAGCUUUGAUGAUAAAGGACACAUUAAAGGAAAAGAUCAGGUUUACCUUUCAGAAACAAGCAUGAAGAGUCUCAGUACUAAAAAACAAGGCCUUCCAACAUUGCAACAGGAUGAAUUUUUAAAUUCAAGUAUGCAAUCAAAGGCUUGGAGUUUGGAAGACUCAGCUGAUAACUCAGAAGCCAGUAGGAGAGAACAGUGUAACACUGAGGAAAAGCUUGAUUUAUUUACUUCCAAAUGGACUGACCUAUGCAUGGAUUCUGUGAAAAGUUUUGAUGCUGAUGAUGAAGUUAGUUCUUCCAAAGAAGAAAGUAGAAAGUUUACUGAUUCCCAAAGCCCCAGCAUUGAUCCUACAGAAGAAAAUGUUUUGGGUGAUUCUGUAAGUGUAAAAAAUGGUGAUAGGAGUAACGACUUUGUGACUUACAACGAUACCAGUGAGGAUGAUUUUGGUGACUUUGGCACAGCCAGUGGCACAACUCCACCUAUUGUUACUAGUACUCAAGAUUCAAUGAGUGAUGUCACUUUUGAAGAGUCCUCAGAGCACUUUCCACAUGUUAGUCAACCAGGUGAUGAGUUUGGAGAAUUUGGGGAUACGAAUGCUGUUUCUUGCCAAGAGGAAAUUAUAUUUACCAAGUCAGACCAAAAACAGAAUUCUGACAGUUUUUCAGAGGAAUGUAAGUUGGAAAGAAAAUCCACAGGAACUGAACCUCCUUCAAAACUAAAAAUUGGGCAAGAAGGAGAGUUUGGAGAUUUUGAUUCUGUGCCAAAUAUUCAAGAUGACUGCAGUGCUUUUCAGGACUCUGAUGAUUUUGCGGACUUCAGUUCAGCUGGUCCUAGCCAGGUUGUUGAUUGGAAUGCUUUUGAGGAUGAACCAAAAGAUAGUUGCUCUUGGGCUGCUUUUGGAGACCAGCAGGCUGCUGAGUCUCAUCAUCGAAAGGAAGCCUGGCAGUCACAUAGGACAGAUGAAAAGACUGAUACCCCAGAAGCCCUCAAAACACACAGUGUCCCUUUAGCAACUUCCAAAGGAGCAGUUGCUGGUGGCCAUUUACAGGAAACAGCCACUUCCGUUCAGACAGCUUUACUAAACCGCCUGGAGCGAAUAUUCGAAGCAUGUUUUCCUUCCAUAUUUGUCCCUGAUACUGAAGAGGAAGUUACUUCCCUGAAGCACUUGCUAGAAACAAUCACCUUGCCAAUAAAAACAAGAGAGGCCUUAGCUGAAAGUGGGGAACUGCUGGAUGUGUGGACCGAGCUACAGGAUAUCCACGAUGCACAUGGCUUGAAAUAUCAGUGGGGCGGCUCCCAUAGCAACAAGAAGCUUUUGUGCUCCUUGGGAAUAGACACCAGAAACAUUCUCUUCACGGGCAAUAAGAAGCAACCUGUUAUAGUGCCCAUGUAUGCAGCAGGAUUGAUAUGCCAGGUAGUCCAGGAUAACUGAGGAAUUUUCAUUCUCUACCUUAUCAAGAUUCAGUCACAUUUUAAAGUUGGAUGUGUUUGUGUUUUUUGGUGUGAAUUUGCUGUGGAACUUGACCUUUCUUCAAUCUAAAAACUUUUUCCAUAAAUAAGCUUUAAUUAUUGAUAGUGAAUUAGAUCAUUUUGCUUUGUUUUAUUUUUGUAGUUUUGUUUGUUUUAUGGAAUUGGACAAAAGCUUGUCUGUGCUCAUUCUUACCAGUUUAUGCUCUUUAAUAAAUAGUUAUCAUGUAUUUUCAAAACACCUUGAUUAUCCCUACACUCUUUUCUGUUGUGGGUAAAUACAGUCCAGAACAUUUCUUUAAAGUUUUGGUUAUUCAUAAUUUCUUUUUUUCUCAAGGAAUAGCAUUCCAGAACUUGGUGUUAUUGUCACAUCCUAAGUAGGAAAUAUGAAUUUGGUUUGUGGAAGCUUUCAUUCAGCUUAAUGCUUAUGUGUAGGCUCAUCACAUUAGCCAAUUCUUGAAGUUUUGUGAGGAGUUUGAGACGAAUAUUUAUGCUUUAUUUUGCUACCUUAAUUACGAUCUUUAUAAGUAAUAAUUUACCAUUUUUAUAAGCUUUUAAUACCAAAGUUGAUUUAGUGAGUGCAUCAUCUUCUCGUUUAUUUUAGUGGUGCCUUACAUUUAGAAACUUACUCUUUUUCAUAUCUGGCUUCAAGUUUUAAUUAUACCUUAAUUUUUCCCAUGUUGCUUUACAUGUAUGAGAUGUUCAAUAUCUUUUGAUCUCAUCUGGAGGAAUAGUAUCGGAAAUGAUCAUUUAAUUUACUGGUUCUUGGAUUUUUACGUGAAUUGCUUGGAAGAUGUUAAAAAUACAGAGUGCUGGCACCACUCUCAGAGUUUCUUAUUCAGUAGGUCUGAAGCGGGGCUCGAGAAUUUGCACAUCUGACAAGUUCCCAGGCGAUCCAGAAACUACUGAUUGGGGACUGCUUUGAGAACCACUGGUUUAAGUGAUAGUUCACAUUAGAAAAGUUGGCUAAGACAAGUAAUUGUUUGCCAAAUGCAUUGUCUCCUUGCAUAAGGGCACUCUAGAAAGCCUGUAUAAUGUAUGGGGUAUUGAGUUAGACCAUGCAUUCAUGAAUUCAAUCUGUAAAUUGCUUUAGAUAGCUUAUGCCCUAUAUUUUUUUGGGAGGGAAGGAGGGAGGGAGUUCUGAAAACUUGUUUUUAGUAAUUUAUAGAUUCUAACAUUAUUGACUUAGCAGUUUUGAUUUUGCGUCCCCCCUCCCCUCACCCCACUCCCAUAAAAGGGAGACUUUUAUUUGGUCUGGUUGAUAAAUAUUCAGGAGCUUCUCAAGUAUUACAUUAAAAUGUGUAAAAGCUUGGCUUUGUUCAGGCCAGUAACAUUAUAUUUAGUAUUCGGUAGAGUGUUGAUGCAAAAUGCUGAUUUUUUUUUCUUCUUCUUUGUUUCUAUACCCAUUCUGAAUGUCUUUCUUACUCAAAAAGUAUAUUAGAUUUUUACACACCUAGUGAAAUGUGUACGAUGUUUUCCCCUAUGAACUGGUUGUUUCUCUGAUUUGCCAGUCCAAAGAACUAAGUUAUAUUAAGGCUCCCAUUUUUUAGCUGAGCUAGAAUCAAACACUAAAAUCACACUGAAGCAUGUAGAUGCCAUUACAUUAUAUAAUGUGUAUUAAAAUCAGCUCUCACUUCUCCAAAUACCACCAUGGUAUAAUGUGUAUGAAGGGUGCCCUCUCCUGCAGUUUCAGUGUCGGAAACAUCAUAAAAUUGUUGGAUUCUUAGGGCUGGGAUGUGAUACACUGUUGUGCUCGCCUCUUAAAGACUCUCCCCACCCCCACCAUCACAACUUGUGCUUUUGCUUUUGUGAUAACCAGGCACUUUAAAACAAACCUGAUUUAAAAUACAAGGUCUUACUUCAAAAAGUUGGGUCCCCAAGGUAUUACUGAGAAACGUUUCCCAUUAUAGUGCUAUAAAAUUUUCUCUAAACAAAAUUUAAGAAUAGUUCCUUUUGUCUUUAGUAACUUUCCAGAAGACUUGUUUUUUCCGUUCUACUUUCUGAUUAAAUUUCUUGUAAAGUUUAUGGGUUGAUAUCCCCCCCCAAAUUAAUGGCUAAUAUACCUUUUCCAGGGUAUGUUAGAGCCCACCAAGGAACCAUUGAAACCACUAUCUGCUGCAGAAAAAAUUGCUUCCAUCGGUCAGACAACCACCAUGUCACCAGA